Molecule: messenger RNA, 1631 nt
Organism: Rhinichthys klamathensis goyatoka
Lineage: Eukaryota; Metazoa; Chordata; Actinopteri; Cypriniformes; Leuciscidae
Gene: fah
Product: fumarylacetoacetate hydrolase (fumarylacetoacetase)
Exons: 14
Coding region: 27-1367 (446 amino acids)
Biological process (GO): L-phenylalanine catabolic process; homogentisate catabolic process; L-tyrosine catabolic process
Molecular function (GO): fumarylacetoacetase activity
Source: RefSeq, a predicted model, not a curated record
UCGACACGUGAGGCGGUAACUUUCAUAUGUCUCAACUGGGCAUCUGGAAGAAGUUACUUGCGCUUUUGUUUACUCUGAGAAGUAUUUCAGAGUACCAUUGUAACUUCAAAAUGUCUUUCGUAAAAGUUGAGGAGAAAAGUGACUUUUCUUAUCACAAUUUGCCUUACGGAGUUUUUUCCACGCCAGAUAAUCCCAGGCGCAGAAUCGGCGUAGCCAUUGGAGACCAAAUUUUGGACCUUAGUGUUAUCAAGCAUCUUUUCAAUGGACCAGCUCUUGGGCCCCACCAGCAUGUUUUUGAACAGCCCACACUCAAUGCAUUUAUGGCUCUGGGUUAUGACGCUUGGAGAGAAGCGAGAAAGUGCCUCCAGAUGCUUCUGGCUGCAAAUGAGUCCACGCUGCGUGAUGACGUCAGUUUAAGAAGCAGGGCGUUUGUUCAUCUGAGUUCAGCAGUGAUGCAUAUCCCAGCUGAGAUAGGUGACUACACAGACUUUUACUCAUCGAAAGAUCAUGCCACCAACGUUGGAAUAAUGUUCCGUGGAAAAGAAAACGCAUUGAUGCCUAACUGGCUGAGACUGCCAGUGGGGUAUCAUGGGAGAGCUUCCUCUGUGGUGGUCUCUGGAACACCCAUCAGAAGACCUCAAGGACAGAUGAGACCAGAUGCAGCUCAGCCGCCCAUCUUUGGACCUAGCAAACAGCUGGAUAUAGAGUUAGAGAUGGCGUUCUUUGUGGGAAAAGGGAACAAUCUGGGAGAACCCAUCCCAGUGGAGAAGGCUCACGAGCACAUCUUCGGCAUGGUGCUUAUGAACGACUGGAGUGCUCGUGAUAUCCAGGCUUGGGAAUACGUUCCAUUAGGUCCAUUCCUGGGCAAGAAUUUUGGGACCACCAUCUCUCCCUGGGUUGUUCCCAUGGAAGCACUGAUGCCCUUUGUUGAACCCAAUCCUGUCCAGGACCCUGUGCCUCUUCCAUACUUGUGUCACGAUGACCCCUACAUGUUCAAUAUCAACCUCUUUGUCACUGUGAAAGGUGAGGAGAUGCAAGAGGCCGCCACCAUUUGCAAGUCUAAUUUUAAGUACAUGUACUGGUCCAUGAAACAGCAGCUGGCACACCACACAGUCAACGGCUGCAACGUCAGAGCGGGCGACCUGCUGGCAUCUGGCACCAUCAGUGGACCGGAUCCAGAGAGUUUUGGCUCUAUGCUGGAGCUCUCAUGGAGGGGAUCCAAGACUAUUGACCUCGGCAUUGGAGAGACAAGGACCUUUUUGAAGGAUGGAGACGAGGUCACUCUCUCAGGUUAUUGUGAGGGCAGUGGCUAUAGAGUGGGAUUCGGUCUGUGUGAGGGGAAGAUCCUUCCUGCGCUGCAACAGUGAUCCCUCUCUUGCUCUCCCUCCCUACUGUAAGCCAGACAAAACACAUGGCAUCUACAGUAUUAUUCAUCCUCUAGUAUUCAUAACCUGUUUAAAACCUAUUUAAAGGUCUUUAGGACUUUUAAAAAUUACGUAAAACUCUUUUUACACCUGUAAUCUGGAGAAUUUCUGGGUGAAACAGGAUUCAUUAAGAAAAAAUGCAGGACGGGACUUGAUUUUGACCAUCGGAACUGGUUGGAUUGUGAAAAGUGGGUGUUAAAUAUCACA